This is a messenger RNA of Larimichthys crocea (large yellow croaker), 1673 nucleotides long. It is a transcript of the gene alg5, whose product is annotated as ALG5 dolichyl-phosphate beta-glucosyltransferase. Gene Ontology annotation, biological process: protein N-linked glycosylation. The record is from RefSeq and is a predicted model, not a curated record. The coding region runs from base 220 to 1188 and encodes 322 amino acids. Lineage: Eukaryota; Metazoa; Chordata; Actinopteri; Sciaenidae. The transcript has 10 exons. Gene Ontology annotation, cellular component: endoplasmic reticulum membrane.
UUGUCUCUAAAUGAUGAUGUGUCGAGAGAAAGCUGACACUUCCGCGUCGGUGUGUGUUCGGUCGUGUUCGGAAGUUCAUGCAAAGGUUUGAUUUUUAAUAAUCAGCUCUGACCGGCUCGUGUCUCUCUCGUGAGGUCUGAACCGGCAGCAACACACGGAGCUCAGCGGGGGACAGCGAGCUAGCUGUACAGCUAGCCACUGCAGCUGGUCUUGUGGAAGAUGGACUGUCUCUGUGAAGUGGUUCAAGCUCUGGUCGCUUUGGCAGCUCUGGGUCUGAUCGUGCUGCUCAUAAUCGCACACGUCACCGCCAAGAUGGUGGACCUGACACGUCAUGAGAAGGAGAGAUACUUCGUCACGGCGGCGGGAGAGAAGGAGCUCUUCCCCAGCCUGCAUGAUCCCCAUUCCAGGGAGCUCUCCGUGGUGAUCCCGGCCUACAACGAGGAGUUCCGGAUGCCUGUGAUGUUGGAUGAAGCUAUGGACUACUUAGAAAACAGACAGAAACUAAACCCCUCUUUUACCUAUGAAGUCAUCGUGGUUGAUGAUGGCAGCAAAGACAAAACCACAGAGGUUGCCAUGCGAUACAGCAGGAAGUACGGUGCAGAUAAAAUGCGGGUCCUGACGCUGGUGAAGAACAGGGGCAAAGGAGGAGCGGUGCGGAUGGGAACCAUGAGUUCCAGAGGGAGAGUCAUCCUGAUGGCAGAUGCUGACGGAGCCACAAAGUUUUCUGACAUCGACAAAGUGGAGGCUGGACUUAAUGAACUCAGCCCUAAACCGGAGAACAUGGCCAUUUCCUGUGGUUCCAGAGCUCACCUGGAGCAGGAGUCAGUAGCUCAGCGAUCUGUGUUCCGUACGUUCCUCAUGUAUGGCUUCCACUUCCUGGUGUGGUUCUUCUGUGUGAGAGGGAUCAAGGACACGCAGUGCGGCUUCAAGCUCUUCACGCGCGAGGCUGCGCUCAAGACCUUCUCCUCUCUCCACGUGGAGCGAUGGGCCUUUGAUGUGGAGCUCCUGUAUAUCGCCCAGUGUUUUAAAAUCCCCAUAGCAGAGGUGGCGGUCAACUGGACUGAAAUAGAAGGGUCCAAGCUGAUCCCAUUCUGGAGCUGGCUGCAGAUGGGAAUAGACCUGAUUUUCAUUCGCCUGCGUUACAUCACCGGAGCCUGGAAGCUGCAGUCAACGCUCAAGACUGACUAGCCAACCAAGAAGCCCUUGUAUCAUAGAGACAGCCCACGACGGGGGCCGUCAGACCUCAUUGGUUGAGGUGGGCUGAGUGGGCUGUGUCCAUCAUUCACUGUAAUCACCAAUGAAGAAGAAAACGUCCAGUCCAUCACAUCCUCUCCUCUCAGACGUCGCUGGAUGUGAAGUGAUGACACAGUCUUUUUUAAAUUUUGGCUUGUGAUGCCCGCCGUUACAUGCACAUUUCUGUUGCCACGGCGUUACAGAACGUCCGUACGACCGAUCCGUGUAUUGAGUUACUUCAUGUUUAUUUUGUGGCCAAUCAGUUUUGUAGUGUGAAAGACUUGAAAUGUGAAGGAGGUGACAGUCUGUGUUAUGAUUGUGACGGGGAGAAUGAAUGUUAUUAGAGAUUUAGAGGGGGCUGUGUAUUUUUGAGGGAACAUGGCUGUGGGUUAAAGGCCUGGAUGACUUGAUCCAAAAUAAAAAUAAAAAAGAAAUGUCAA